Phascolarctos cinereus (koala) is the source of this 1367-nucleotide messenger RNA. The record is from RefSeq and is a predicted model, not a curated record. NCBI's taxonomy places the organism in Eukaryota, Metazoa, Chordata, Mammalia, Diprotodontia, Phascolarctidae.
UCCCCGUGAGCCCGCGGCUCGGGGGAAGGGGAAACAGGCGGGGGGGGGGGUUCUCUGGAGGACAUGCGCACUUUCUGCGAAACCAUUCACGAGGCCCCCCUCAGCUCGGACAGGCCGGCAGGAAAUGACGACGGCAGGGGUCGGCCGGGGCCGCCGGGUCUAAGCAAUUCCUGUGCGCCGGGUCCGGAGCUAGGAGGAGAGAGGCUGAGAGCGGGCCUAGGCGCCGGCCCCGGGGCCGCCUCCCGAGCUAACAUGGCUGCAGGUUAUGGAGUGAUGGGAGAUGAUGGCUCUAUUGAUUACACUGUUCAUGAAGCCUGGAAUGAGGCCACCAAUGUGUACCUGAUAGUGAUUCUUGUUAGCUUUGGCCUUUUCAUGUAUGCCAGAAGGAAUAAAAGGAAAAUCAUGAGAAUAUUCAGUGUGCCUCCUAUGUCAGAAACUUUGACAGAGCCCAACUUCUAUGACACGAUGAGCAAAAUCCGUUUAAGGCAACAACUAGAAAUGUAUUCUAUUUAAUGUUGGCCUUUCUCCAGUUCAUGGAUUUAGGGCUUGAAAGGAGUGUAGAAGUCAUUGAAUCCAACCGUCUCGUCUUAUAGAUGAGGAAACUGAGACACAGAAGGGUUAAUUGACUUACCCAGGAUCAUAGAGCUAGUAAGUGUUUGAGGCAGACUCUUAAGUUGUUCUUAAACUCAGCCUGUCCAAAAUUGAGCUAAUUAUCCGCCCCUCACUCCUCUUUCUAAUUUCCUUGUUCCUGUCAAAGGCACUACCAUCUUCCUAAUCACCCAGUCACAAUCUAGGUGUCCUCCUUGACCCUUCUCUCUCAUUCCCCAUAUCCAGUCUGUUUCCAGGUUCUGUUGAUUCUCCCUUCGUAGCAUCUCUCCUUGGUUCCUUCUCUUCUUUGACACCCCUACCACCCUAAUACAGGCACUUACAUUUAGUAGCCUUCUGGUUGACCUCUCAGCCUCAAGUCUCUUCUCUAUUACACCCAGUACUGGAUAUUUGAUCCAGUACAUGCUUAACCCAGCUAUCAAAGUGAUUUUCUUAAAGCCCAUGUCUGACUGUGUCACCACCUCUUCCCCCUUCACCCAUUUAAUAAACUACAGUAGCUCCCUCUUGUCUCUAGGAUCUAAUAUAAAAUCUUCUGUUUGGCAUUCAAAGCCCUGUUUAACCUGGCCUCUUCCUGUCUUUCUAGUCUUUUUUACACCUUAUUUCUCCACUUAUUCUGUAACCCAGUGGCCCUGGCCUUCUUGUUUUCCCUCACUGAAUUGAUAAUUAACUUAUGAAAUUAUGAAAUAGGGGCAGGGUUAUUUGGAUACUUGUCAGGAAAGACCAUACUUGGCAGUGGCAAAACAGGGCAACCGUCAUAUUUU